This is a messenger RNA of Caenorhabditis bovis, 1185 nucleotides long. NCBI's taxonomy places the organism in Eukaryota, Metazoa, Nematoda, Chromadorea, Rhabditida, Rhabditidae. The record is from the annotation of a GenBank genome assembly.
AUGGGACCCAUUUCGCCAAAAAUAUCCGAAAAUGGGAGCGAUGACGCGGGACUAUGGCUCGCUUUUGCCAUCUGCGGACAAUUUGCGAAUUCGAAAAUUGAAAUUUGUCCGCAGAUGGGUUUCAUGAUAGGAGCUCGAUAUGGGCCAUCGUUGAUGCCGGGCGGCAAUCCGGAAGCGUGGCCGCACAUCAAAGACAUCUUCCAGUCGAUCGCCGCGAAAUCGGACGGCGAGGCGUGCUGCGAUUGGGUCGGCCGCGCCGGCUCGGGACAUUUCGUGAAAAUGGUGCACAACGGCAUCGAGUACGGCGACAUGCAGCUGAUCGCCGAGGCCUAUCAUUUGAUGUUGAAAGGCGUCGGUUUGAGUCACGAUCAGAUGGCCGAGGUGCUCGAGGACUGGAACAAAGGCGAACUCGGUUCGUUCCUCAUCGAGAUCACCGCCAACAUUCUCAAGAAUCGCGACGAGACCGGUCAGCCGAUUGUGCCGAAAAUUCGCGAUUCGGCCGGACAGAAGGGCACCGGCAAAUGGACGGGAAUUGCCGCUCUCGAUUACGGGGUGCCGGUCACCCUAAUUGGAGAAGCUGUGUUCGCGCGUUGCUUGUCAUCGAUCAAGGAUGAGCGUGUGCGCGCCGCCGGCGAGUAUUCGCGUGCCGCCGCUAAUCCGGAAUCGGUUAUUCAGGAUAAGCGCGAAUUCAUCAAGCAUAUCAGCAAGGCUUUAUACGCUUCGAAAAUUGUGAGCUACGCGCAAGGCUUCAUGCUUCUCGCUGAAGCGAGCCGCCAAUUCAAAUGGGAUCUGAAUUUUGGCGCGAUUGCGCUCAUGUGGAGAGGCGGCUGCAUUAUUCGAUCGCGAUUCCUCGGCGACAUCAAGAGAGCGUUUGAUGUGAACAAGAGCCUCUCGAAUUUGCUGCUUGACGCGUUCUUCAAAAAAGCGAUUUUGGAUUGUGAAAACUCGUGGCGCGAGGUCGUCUGCGCGGCGGUUCGCCUUCGCAUUCCGACGCCGGCUCUCUCAUCGGCGUUGGCGUUCUUCGAUGGAUACACGACCGAGGUUCUCCCUGCGAAUAUGAUCCAGGCUCAGCGUGACUAUUUCGGAGCACACACUUAUGAGCUUCUCGCGAAUCCGGGCACAUGGAUCCACACGAACUGGACCGGACACGGCGGACGAGUCACCUCGCGCACCUACAACGCUUAA